AUGUGGAUCGAAAAAGAAGUAAAAGAAAAUCAUACACACGGAGGAGCCUUAAGUAAACAAGUAAAUGAUGAUAUUGAACUAUUAAAAAAAAGUAAUAAAUUUUUAUAUGAAAAUGGAAAUAGAAAUUUAUUUUGUGAAUCAAUGAAAAGAGAUUGUAAUCAAAGUUUGAGAACCUGUAGUACCAUUGAUUUAAACAGAAGCUUAGAUGAAAAUAAAAAAAUGAAUACAAGUCUAUUAGUAUCAGGAUAUUUUAGAGAUAAAUUAUCAAAAAAACAUUCAAAUAAAUUAAUUAAUUCUGGGAAACAAAAUGUUAAUAAUGAAGAAUCUCGACCUAGUAAUAAAUACAAAAUAGAACCGUUCAAAAAAAAAAAUAAAAAUAAUGAAACAUUGUAUUGUAGAAAUUAUGAAAAUUAUGAAAAUAAAACAAUUUGUUAUCAAUCUGAUGUAAAAAUAAAUAAAGAAGAUUUCGAUGAUUUUUUUAACAUAGCAAAUGUUAAUGUGAAAAAAAAAAAUGAAUUUAGUUUUGGAAAAAAUGAUCAUAAUAUGUUUGGAGAGAAGCAUUCAAAUAGUAUUCUAGAAAAUGAAAAUAAAAAUAAAAAUAAAAAUGAAAAUAAAAAAAUAUAUAAUCUAAAUGCAAGUACAUAUAAAAAUACACAAUAUUUGAAUAACAGUUAUGUAUAUAAUGACAGUAUUGUAAAUAACAAUACAGUAUUAUAUAAAGAAUAUAAUACUACCAAAAAUGUUCGAGCCUUUGAAAAGGGGCUAGAUGUAAGCCAAGAAAAUGGUAGAAAAAGCGGUAGAAAAAACGAUGGAGAAAACGAUGGAGAACACAAUUCAAAUGCUUAUAAAAUUAAUAAAGACACAAUAUUAGCAAAUAAACAAAUGGCAUUUACUGAAACAAUAAGUGAUGUAUCCCCAAAAAAAGGUGUAAAACAUUCUAAUAAUGAAAUAACACAAAAAUUAAAUCAUAGGAAAGAUAAUGAUAAUAAACAAAGUGAACUUUUAAGAGUCAAAAAUUUUAUUUGUAAAGGGGUUCCUGGAAUUAUACGAAACAGUGCAAAUAGCUGUUUCACAUCUAAUAUAGAUAAAAAUGUGCAAAAUAAAAUUGAAAAACAUAUUAUGGAUUUUCUUGAAAAUAAUUUAAUUGGAAUCUUGGAAAAAAAAAACUUAUCUUGUAUUGAAACUGAUAAUAAUAAUAACAACAUUUCUGAUAAAAUAAAUGAAAGUAUAAAUCUUGAAAUAAAAAAAAAUAUUGAUAUAGCAUAUAAAAAUAUUAAUGAGAAUAUGAACACAAAUAUGAAUGAUGAAAUAAAAAAAAAUGUAGACAUAUUAAAUAACACUUUAAGCGAAAAUAUAAAUAGCAAAAUAAAAAAUAAUAUAGAAGAAUUAUAUAAUAAAAUAAAUGAAAAUGUAUUAGAAAAUAUUAGUAACAAUAUGGAAAAUAAUUUAUAUAAAAAUGUAAAUAACGAAUUAAAAAGAAAAAUAGAUAUUGUAGAAAAAAAAAUAGAUAUUAACGUAAAUGAAAAUAUAAAUAAAGAAUUAGAAAAAAAAAUCGAAUUUUUAAAUGACCAAAUAAAUGAAAAUAUAAGUAAAGAACUCAAAAAAUAUAUAUCUAUUUUAAGUAGAAAUAUAAAUGAAUAUUUAAGUGAUAAUAUUGAAAAAAAUACUAAAAUUAUGUCUAAAAAUUUAGGUCUUAAUUUAGGGGAAGAAAUAAAAAAUAAUAUUAUUGUCAUGGAAAAAAAUAUCGAUUAUAAUAUUAAUGAACAAAAUAUACAAAAAAAUUUAAAAAAAAUGUAUGAAAUGUAUAAUAUGAACACUAUUGAGGAUAUCAAAAGGGUAAUAAUUAAUGCCAAAGAAAAUCCAAAUCAAGAUGAAAAUAAAAAUGAUAUAGAAGAUAUAAAAAAUAAUUUGAAUACUAUAAUGGAGAAAAUUAAUAACAAAAAUAUAAUUGAAGAAUUAAAAAUACAUCUACAAACAUUGGAAAAUAAAUUUGAUGAAAAUUUUUCGAUUAUAAAUGAAAAUAAAUUAAAUCAUAAAAAUGAUAACAUUAAAGAAAUUACCGAACAAGUUAUUAAAGAAACUGAAUUAAAAUUAUCACUUUUUGCAAAAGAAAUAGAAAAAAAUACUUUUCAAUUUUUUGAUACAUCUUUAAAAGAUUCUACAAAAAUGCAAGAUGAAAAAAUAGAAAAAAAUAUAAUUUAUUAUGUUAAAAAAAAUAUAGAUGAACAGAUUCAAAAAUUAUCAGAGAACCUUCAUACUAGUAUAUCUAAUACAAUGUAUAACGAAUUUAAAUCUUUUAAUAAAUUACAAAUAAAUAAAACAGAUAUAAUUGAUCAUAUAAAAAAUAGUUUAUUACCAUUUCAACAAAAUGUGUCAAACUCUCUGGAAACUAACACUAUUGCAUUAAAAGACAUCAACAGUAAUAUUAUAAAAAUGGAAACAAACAAUAAAUUUGAGUUUAAUAAUCUUUUAGAUCAAAUUGAACUUAAUAUUUCGAAUCAUAUUAAUCAUAAAGUAAAAGAAAUCUCAACUACAAUAGAUGAAGCUUUAUUAGGAAAAGUUACCAAUAUAGAAGGAAGUAUAGAAGAAAUGAAAAAAAAAAUGAACGAUGCUAUUUAUCAAAUUGGUGAAAUCAACUUACAAAUCUUAUCUAUUCCAAACGAAGACAAAAUAAAUAAAAUUAUUAUUAAUUUGAAUAAAAAAAAAGAUUCCAAAAUCGAGUUUAAAAAAAUGUUACAAAAUAAAAAAAUAAUUCACAAUUCGAAUUUAAUUCCUCAAAAUUAUUGUAAAAAUAAUAAAAUAGACAAAGAAACAAAAAUUAAUAUGAAUAAAUAUAAUAUACAAAAUAUAUAUAAAAAGAAUAUAGUAGAUGUAAAGGAAAAUCAACUAAAUAUUAAAUAUAAAAACAUAAAUUGUAAAAAUAAAAUUAGCUUGUAUAAACAGUAUAAACAACAUUUCAACCCAGAAAAUAAUUUAUUAAAAAAAAAAUUAUAUACAUCAAAUCAAAUAAAUAGAAAAAAAAGAAAACCAAUAUAUACAGUCAACUAUAUGAAAAAUGACAAUAAUGAUUUAAUAGAAGUUUCUAAUUAUCUUAAGAAAAGAACCAUAAGAAAAAUACAUCUAUAA
Molecule: messenger RNA, 3126 nt
Organism: Plasmodium yoelii
Lineage: Eukaryota; Apicomplexa; Aconoidasida; Haemosporida; Plasmodiidae
Product: conserved Plasmodium protein, unknown function
Exons: 1
Coding region: 1-3126 (1041 amino acids)
Source: RefSeq, a predicted model, not a curated record